This is a messenger RNA of Nematostella vectensis (starlet sea anemone), 1384 nucleotides long. RefSeq lists its product as uncharacterized. Bases 228 to 821 code for a protein of 197 amino acids. The transcript has a single exon. NCBI's taxonomy places the organism in Eukaryota, Metazoa, Cnidaria, Anthozoa, Actiniaria, Edwardsiidae. The record is from RefSeq and is a predicted model, not a curated record.
AAUAAUAAUAAUAAAAGGGAUUGGCAGACUAUGUUCACAAAAGCAAGGAACCGUUACUUCUAGCGGUGAGGAAUGAAGGAAUACUUCGUGUAGAGGAAGAACAGACUGCUAGGGUCUUAAAAGAAAAGCUCAAAGAAAAAAGACAAGAGGAUUGGAAGACUAAGCCAUUACAUGGUCAGUUUCUUAGACAGACGGAAGAAAUAAGGGAUGAGUCAUCGUGGGACUGGAUGACAAAAGGAAACUUGAAGAAAGAGACAGAAGGACUGAUCACAGCAGCUCAAGACCGGGCGCUGAGAACGAAUGCAGUAAAGGCGAAAACAGAAAAACAACAGAUAUCUCCCUUAUGCAGAAUGUGUGGCUUGAAAGAUGAAACGGUGAAUCACUUACUGUGUGAAUGUAGCAAGAUGGCACAGAGCCAGUAUAAACACCGACACGGCAACAUGGUCAGCAUUGUGCACUGGGCAAUUGCGAAAGAACUUGGAUUUGAGGUUAAAGAAAAAUGGUAUGAACACGAGCUAUUACCAGUCAUCGAAAAACCUGACCUAAAAAUACUGUGGGGUGUUACCAUCCAAACAGAUAGGGAAAUCCAAGCACAAAGACCUGACAUCGUAAUAGUGAACAGAAAAGAAGGUGAAUGCAUAGUAAUUGAUAUUGCUGUGCCAGGAGAUGCUAAUGUCGGCGAAAAGGUUAAACUUGACAAAGCAUUUAAGUUCGAUUGGCUUAAAGACAAGGAUCGAGUUACUCCGGAAAGGAGCUCUCCUCAGAUCAGUGCAGCUACUAAGACAGGUGCUCAAGGUCUGAGGUCGUGGGAUACGACUUGACCUCGAUACAUAACCUACCAGCUGUUAACAGCUGUGAUCGAAUAUGUACAUAAAAAUAAUAAUAAUAAUAAUAAUAAUAAUAAUAAUAAUAAUAAUAAUAAUAAUAAUAAUAAUAAUAAUAAUAAUAAUAAUAUAAAUGACAGUGUGUAAAAUAAGGUCAAUAUAAGAAGUGACAAGGCUUUUACCUGGCUAUUGUCCAUUGUAAAUCGAUUGUAGCCUGUUUAGCUCACUUAAUGCGCAACAUCAUAUGGAAAACUGAUAAGUAUAAGUUAUGUCUCUCCGCAAAUUUAGAGAAAAAGCAUCAGUUAUUUUUGGAAAUAUACUGGAAAGUUCUUAAAAUACUGGUCGGUUCAUAUAUUAAAUAACUUUAAAUCGGUUACCGUUAAAUAAAAUAAACCAGUAGCCCAUCAAACACGGAUGAUUAAAUAUCAUCCCCAAAAAAGAUGAAUGAAAUCGGACGAGAUUUGAGACUUCUAGAGGUCAAUUUUAUUUGACCUCUGAGUAAAAUAAAAAAUGCUAUAAAGAAUUACUAAUGAGCCUCCUUAAACGAAGUCUGUCUGUCU